This is a messenger RNA of Rodentolepis nana, 684 nucleotides long. NCBI's taxonomy places the organism in Eukaryota, Metazoa, Platyhelminthes, Cestoda, Cyclophyllidea, Hymenolepididae. The record is from the annotation of a GenBank genome assembly.
AUGUUCAGUUCUCCGCAAAAUACGGCAAAUUACCAGAACACCACUCAACCAAUGCUCAGAAUUGAUGGGCUGCAAGAACGAACUGUAUAUGCAUUUCGUGUUCGAGCAUUCACGAGUUCGGGUCCAGGACCUUGGUCAGCAUCGAACACAAUUCAAAUCACCGCGGAAGUUCCCGAUCCACCAACUCAUAUUAAAGCUGAGCGGAUCAAUCAACGCCAGAUCAAAGUGACCUGGAACCUUCCUCGCAGAUCAACUUACCGAAUCAACAGCGAUUAUCAUCAGCGACCCAUUCCAGUUACCGGUUUUAGGAUCCACUAUGCAGCCCAUGAUACCACUGUGGAUCCUUCCAGUGAACGAAUUCUUGAAGUUGGUGCCGUUACAAUGGCGACUUUGGAUGAUGUGUCUCCAAAUGAGAGUUAUAUUAUCAAGAUUCAGUCUAGAGGUAUGGACAAAAGGUUCGGUAACUGGAGCGAUCCGGUUAUAGUCAGUGCCAGUCGAUAUGGUUUUGAUCAGAAUGGAGGGGCGUUUCAACUUAGCCGAGUUACCGAUCUACGGUGUUUCGGUGUAAAACCAACUGAUAUGGCAAAUCCAAUGAACUCGAGUUUAAAGAUUACUUGGCUACCUCCAUCUGAUCGGCGCCUGAUUAAGGAAUACGAGGUAUGUUCGUCAAGCAAUCUUUCUUGA